AUGUGCUUAUCGGACCACUGGCUGAUUUUUGGUGGAGCACUCGGAGGAGGUCUUCUCGCUGGUGCGACUGGCUCACAGAAAGGAAUCGACGGGUUGGAUUUAGGUCUCAAUACGGCCAAGAACGUCGCUCUCACGUCCUUCGUCUUCUUUAGUUUGAGGGAGUGGCUUGUUACCCCAUCGCUACGCAAGUACGCACCUGUCAACCAGGAUAAACCGACAAGGACUUUCAAGAUGGCAGACUCAGCGUUGGCGGGUGCACUUGGUGGAGGUGCCUGGAAUUAUCGUCUUCGCGGUAGAGCAGGUGUUAUCCCGGGUGUGAUAACAGCAGUCUUGGUUUGUUCGACGGGCCAAGCAGUAGCUAACGAGGUGCGAGUGCAGCGGAUUAAUUAUUUGCUGAAAAGGAGAGACAGAGAAGAAGAAGACAAAGAAAACCACAUGCGUAUUGUCGAACGACCACCUCAACCGGCACCUGAAGAACCAGUCACUCACAAAUGGUGGGAGAGAUUCAAGUUCUAUAGAGUACCAGACGAGAACUAUCUCCAAAAAUUGAAAGAUAAGGCGGAUCAAACAAAAGUUGCAAAAAUGGCUGUAGAGCAACGGAUGGACGAGCUAGAACUUUUAAUAGGGGAGGAGCAUAAGUUUUGA
Wallemia ichthyophaga EXF-994 is the source of this 645-nucleotide messenger RNA. RefSeq lists its product as uncharacterized. Bases 1 to 645 code for a protein of 214 amino acids. The transcript has 4 exons. Lineage: Eukaryota; Fungi; Basidiomycota; Wallemiomycetes; Wallemiales; Wallemiaceae. The record is from RefSeq and is a predicted model, not a curated record.